AUGUCUACCGCUAUCUUCAUGGAGGACUAUGGCACAAUGCUCAUCGGCAAUAUGUUCGGCUUGCCUGAGUUCCGGAAGCGCUACGGGCGGCCUGCCAAAGACGACACUUAUCAGAUCCCGGCUCCUUGGCAGGCUGGUCUCAUCAACGGCAGUGCAUGUGGCCAAUUGGUUGGUCUAUUGGUGUUUGGUUACAUGACCGAGAGGUUCGGCUUCCACAAGACCAUGGCUCUUGACCAAAGUGCCAGUGCUGCCUUUAUCUUUUUUCCCUUCUUCGCUCCUAGCAACAGAUCGCAUUCAAGCCUAACCCGGAGAAGGGCGGCAUUGACGGUAUCAAGUAGUCCAAUAACCCGUUGA
Messenger RNA from Fusarium verticillioides 7600, 354 nucleotides. RefSeq lists its product as hypothetical. The transcript has a single exon. NCBI's taxonomy places the organism in Eukaryota, Fungi, Ascomycota, Sordariomycetes, Hypocreales, Nectriaceae. The coding region runs from base 1 to 354 and encodes 117 amino acids. The record is from RefSeq and is a predicted model, not a curated record.